This is a messenger RNA of Rhopalosiphum maidis (corn leaf aphid), 3784 nucleotides long. RefSeq names its product neuroglian-like. The record is from RefSeq and is a predicted model, not a curated record. The transcript is spliced from 20 exons. Gene Ontology annotation, molecular function: protein binding. Lineage: Eukaryota; Metazoa; Arthropoda; Insecta; Hemiptera; Aphididae. The coding region runs from base 210 to 3602 and encodes 1130 amino acids. Gene Ontology annotation, biological process: cell-cell adhesion.
UAAUAAUAAAAUCGCACUCUUGUACGUUAUAUCGUUGAAAUGCCGUUCACCAAUUUAUGAUCGAUUAAUAAAAAUUUUCGAUGUCAUAACAUAUUAUACUCAAUUAGGGGAUCGGGCCUUUGUGAAACGUCAGAGAAACCAAAACACAUUUAAUAUAUCCUAUUGUUCGCUUAUUCAAUAUAAUAUUUUUGGAAUUUAAAUAUAUCAAAAUGUACAGAAAUUCUCAAUAUUUGCUGUAUUCGACUACAUUACUGUUCUCAUUUCUCGUAACUACUAUAUCUAUAAUUCAAUCGCCACCAAAUAUCGUUAAAGAACCAUCUGUUGAUGAAUUACUAUUUCAAGUAGCUACUGAUCAAUAUGAAAAUGAUAAACCAUUUAUUAUCGAUUGCGAAGCAGAAGGAGAACCUGCUCCGAAAUAUCGUUGGAUGAAAAAUGGUAAGAACUUUGAUUGGCAAGCAUAUGAUGACAGAAUAGCUCAACAGCCUGGUUGUGGUUCACUCGUUGUUACCAGACCUAGAGAUGAAGAUUUUGGACAAUAUCAGUGUUUUGCUGAAAAUACAUGGGGUAUAGCUACUACUAAAUCUGUGAUGGUUGUGAAGGCUGAACUAAAUUCGUUUAACAAUGAACCAAACAUCUAUAUUGAUGCUCAAGAAGGUGAGCCAUUUAAACUGACUUGUCAUCCUCCGACUGGAUGGCCUAAACCAAUUGUAAAUUGGAUAAAAAAGGUAAAAGAUGACAGUAUAAAAAUUGCUGAUAACCAUAGAAUGACGACAGACCCAGAGGGUAAUCUUUGGUUUUCAAAUGUAACGCGAAAUGACGCUAGCUUUACGUAUUAUUGUUCUGCCAAGUCGUUGAUAAUGAAUGAAUAUAAAUUAAGCAAUCCUGUAAAUGUGAAUGUUAUUCAAAAUGCUGAAAUAUUUUUACAAAAUAAAUAUCCACCUAUUCGACAAUAUGUAUCCAGAAGGAAUGAAGUAGCAUUGUUGAAUAAAAAAAUUGAAUUGUUUUGUAUUUAUGGCGGAACCCCAUUGCCUCAAACUAUUUGGUUUAAAGAUGGAAUACCUAUACGAUUCAAUAAACGGAUUAUUUUAGAAAAUUAUGGCAAAAGUUUGACUAUUUGGAAAGUAAAUUUUGAAGAUGGAGGAAAUUAUACGUGUGAAGUUAGCAAUGGUGUGGGGUUACCCGAGUCGUAUAAUAUUUUACUUGAUGUCAUGGCUGUACCGAUUUUCACUGUUAUUCCACAAAUUGUGGAAGGAGGCGAAGGAGAAACUGCAGUUAUUAAAUGUGAAGCAAGUGGAAAUCCACAACCAUCAAUUAAAUGGAUUCAUAAUGGUCGUCCACUGAGUGAAGUAUCACCAAAUCCAAGACGUUUUGUCACUUCUAAUUCUAUUACAAUUACACCAUUGACUAAGUAUGAUACUGGAAAUUAUGGUUGUAAUGCUACUAACAGUAUUGGAUAUGUUUACAAGGAUGUUUAUAUUAAUGUAUUAGCUUUGGCUCCUGAAAUCACUGAACUUCCACUUAAUGUAAAAACUUUUGAUGGUAGUACUACUACGGUAAUUAAAUGUAAGCCAUAUGGAGUACCUAAACCACAUGUAAAGUGGAUAAAAAACGAUAUAGAAUUAACUGGUGGACGAUAUUCAACAUUAGAUAAUGGUGAUUUACAAAUAAGUAAAGUUAGUUUUAUUGAUGCUGGGAUUUAUACUUGCAUUGCUACUAAUAAUUAUGGAACUGCAAGUGCAUCUGGAAUACUUACUGUUAAAGAACGUACAGAAAUUAUCACUGAACCUGAAGACAAUGUGGUUAUUGCUGGAUCAGUGGCAAUAUUUCAUUGUGUAGCAACUGCAGAUCAUUCUUUGCAUCUUAACAUUGACUGGUUAAUUAACGGUGAACUUAUAGAUUAUGACACCCAAACUCGUUUCGUCAAAACUAAUGACUAUUCUUUGAUUAUUACUAAAACUAUUGAAUUGGACUCUGGAAUUUAUACAUGCUUAGCUAAAACUGAGUUGGACCAAGUUACAGCUAAUGCCACCUUUAUUGUUCAAGACAAACCAAAUCCACCAACAUUAUUGGAAAUUAUUUGUAAUAAAAUAAAUGCAGUUGUAAAAUGGCGACCUAAUGGAGAUAAUCGUGCACCUAUACUACGUUAUGUUAUUGAGUACAAUACCAGUUUUGAACCUGGCACUUGGUUAGUUGCAUCAGAUGAUGUAUCUGCAGCUGAUCUCAUGUUUAUUGUACCAAUGACACCAUGGGCAAAUUUUACAUUUCGAGUGAUUGCAAUGAACAAAAUUGGUAAGUCAAAUCCAUCUUUACAUUCAAGUGUUUGUACCACUCAGCCAGAUGUACCUUUUAAAAAUCCAGAAAAUAUUGAAGUUUAUGGUACUAAAGCGUCUAACCUUGUUGUUCAUUGGACACCAAUGCCAAAAAUUGCUCAUAACGCUCCUGACUUAAGAUAUAAAGUUUAUUGGAAACAAGAUAUGCCUGGAAAAGUCUGGAAUAUAAAUGAAACAUCAAAUUAUACUAUAAAUGAAUUAGUUAUCCCAAAUCAACCGACAUACAGACGUUAUAAAGUAAAAAUAGUUGCAUUUAAUGAAAAAGGUGAAUCUAAUGGAUUUCAAAAAGAAGUCAUUGGAUAUUCAGGCGAAGAUAUUCCAGUUGAUAUACCUAAAAAUCUAACUGUUUUAAAUGUUACUGGAAGUAAAAGUGCUAUAUUGAGUUGGGAACCUGUGUCACCUGAAUCUGUAAAAGGAGACUUUAAAGGCUACAAAAUCCAAUUUUGGGCUGAUAGAGAUGGAGAAGAUAAUAAGAUUGAAGAGAAAGUUAGUUUUGAUAAAACAACAAUGGAAAUUAAAAAUUUUUUUCCAAAUGCUAAAAAUUAUGUAUGUAUUUUUGCAUACAAUAGUCGUUUUAAUGGACAACAUAGUCCGUCAAUAUUUUUUAAUACACCUGAAGGAGUCCCUGAGCCUGUUAAUGGAGUAGAGGCUAAACAAUGGGGUUCUUCCGCAAUUCUUUUAAGUUGGCAACCACCAGACAAAGCUAAUGGGGUAUUGACCGGCUACGAGAUUUCAUAUGAAUCAAUGACUCAACAAGGGGUUGGCGAAAGAGUACAACGUCCAUCUAUUACCAAUCCUAAACAGACUAUUGCCAAAUUGACUUCAUUAAAACCAUCAACUAAUUAUCGAAUUUACAUCAAAGCAACUACAAAAGCUGGUGUUAGUGAACCAUUUUUUAUCGAACAGCAAACCAAAUCUCCUUUACCAGUAGACUCUAAACUAGAUAAGCCAGUGUUCAGUUAUGUACAUAAAGCAUACAAUAAAGUUUUUGAUACAGUUUGUAUUUUAUGGACACCAAACCUUGAAGGAAACCCAGGAUCUCACUUCUUUGUGAAAUACAAACUUAAAUCUGACUACUUGUAUGAAGAAACUAAACAUGAAUUUGACAAGAAUUUUAUUAAUGUAAAAGGUUUGAAACCAGGAAAAUUGUAUGAAUUAAUUGUAGUUGUUGUUGAUGGAGAUAUCACACAAGAAUCUGAUAUUGUUGAAAUUGAAGCUUUAAGCAAUACAGCAGGUAUCAUAGAAGCAGAAGAAACAACUGCAUGGUUCUAAAUCCAUUCAAAUAAAAAGAAAUUAAUUAAAAAACACAUAAACAUAUCAAUUAUUGGGAAAUCUAAAUGAUUUAAUCACCAUAUUUUUUUACCUAUAAGCUAUCAUUGAUUAAGUUUAUAUUUUAUUAAUUAUUCUACUUACCUAACUUACCUAUGUAAUUAAAUUAAAUAUAUUCAAACAUA